AUGGGUAAUAUUAAUAUCAUUGCUACCGAGACACCUGUUAUUUGGGUCGAAGUACAUACUAGCGGCUCGAUCCUUUCUAAAACGCGCAACCCGCCUUUUACCAUCACCCUCAAGGCCCAUACAGACAGCGCUAAGCCAGUGACAAUCUAUACUUCCAACACAGUCUUCGACUCAGAAAGAGUUCUGGACCAGCAUCAUCUCAUCUUCAGAGACACAAAGAGCGGCGAGCUGGCGGAGCUUCCGCGGAUAGACAUCUGUCCUCCUCCAACAGCCGUAAUACAGCAGAGGUACCGCCCAAAGAUUCAUCAGAACGAUUCACGGUGUCGCACACAAUCCGCAGAGGACAUCGAGGCCAGACAGGCGGCCAUUCAUGCGGCCAUAUUUGCGGCCGUUGCGGCUCAUGUAGAACGGGAUGCCCUGUGUCAAGUAGAGAAAUUUAUUGUCGGGCGCACUUAUGAGAUUGAGCUUGGGGAAAAUGAUAGCCAAGUGGGGUGGUGGAAGAAAGGGACCAUAGCAGAGGUCUUUGCGUAUGGUCUACUGAGCAGACGUACUACAAAGGCCACAAGUAUCCCUCUGAAAUUGGUCAAUACUGCACGUUUCGGGGUAGUAGAGUGA
This is a messenger RNA of Cryphonectria parasitica EP155, 615 nucleotides long. RefSeq lists its product as uncharacterized. The record is from RefSeq and is a predicted model, not a curated record. The transcript is spliced from 2 exons. The coding region runs from base 1 to 615 and encodes 204 amino acids. NCBI's taxonomy places the organism in Eukaryota, Fungi, Ascomycota, Sordariomycetes, Diaporthales, Cryphonectriaceae.